Messenger RNA from Pestalotiopsis fici W106-1, 681 nucleotides. RefSeq lists its product as uncharacterized. The record is from RefSeq and is a predicted model, not a curated record. Bases 1 to 681 code for a protein of 226 amino acids. The transcript has a single exon. NCBI's taxonomy places the organism in Eukaryota, Fungi, Ascomycota, Sordariomycetes, Amphisphaeriales, Sporocadaceae.
AUGGCGCCCCAACCACAUUCCAAUGGGAACUUGCUAUCCAGCGAGGACCAUGGCGUACAGAAACGGGGCGAGGAUCUAGCCCUGUCGCCAUGGACAAUUGUCGCCAUCAUCAUUGCCUUGCUGGUCGUCAUGUCAACAAUAGCCUUUACAGCAUUAUACAUUAUGAGGCGGCGGCGGGUUAUCAAGGAGAGUCAAGGCUUGCCCGCCAUCAGCGGGCGCCACGAGGUCAUGCGGAGGAGAAAGGGCAUGACGGCAGCCGAGAGGCGAGCGGCCGAAGAGACGGAGCGGAGCCUCAUGAUUCGCAAGUCCCUCGCCAGCCGGUCGACGCUGCACAGUGUUGCGUCGCGAGAUACCCACAUUCUCGACACGGCCCGCAGCUCGCGCGUUGUCGACGACGACGGGGAUGAGCACCAACACGACGACGAGAUACCAGAGCUUCCCACCUCUACCGGCGACUGGAAAGAAUGGGAGGCGCACACCCAGGCGGAGCGGCGGCAUUCGAGACUGAGAGAGCUCUCGGCUGGGAGAGAAUCGCACCCGGCCUUUGCACAGGAGCUGGAGGACUUGCCAGUGCCCGCACAAACGAGAUCACCAUCGCCAUCACGAGAACUCAAGGGACCGAGACAGCUGUUGCCUCUACCAUCUCUACCAUCGUCAGCGCCGCCGUCACAUGCACUCUAA